This is a messenger RNA of Engraulis encrasicolus (European anchovy), 2247 nucleotides long. It is a transcript of the gene fbxo45, whose product is annotated as F-box protein 45. The record is from RefSeq and is a predicted model, not a curated record. Lineage: Eukaryota; Metazoa; Chordata; Actinopteri; Clupeiformes; Engraulidae. Gene Ontology annotation, molecular function: protein binding. Gene Ontology annotation, biological process: synapse assembly involved in innervation; proteasome-mediated ubiquitin-dependent protein catabolic process. The coding region runs from base 354 to 1211 and encodes 285 amino acids. The transcript has 3 exons. Gene Ontology annotation, cellular component: SCF ubiquitin ligase complex; synapse.
GGGGAAAACACCCGUGGUAAAAUCAGCGUAGCCGUGUUUAUAAUACUUGCUAUUAUUGUUUGAUCAAUGGUCGGCGCCGAUAUUCCUGAAAAUCACAGGAACGUCUCUAAGAUUUAAUUUCCACGCAUGCGUUUUCAGGACCUGUCUUCCAUUCCCACUGAUUUGUAUUGGUCCGUUUUCCUGCCCGUAGCUUUCACGUUGUCAGCGGGCUAGGGCCAUUGAAAUAUGGAGAUCACGGGCAUAAUACAGUUUGAAUCUGCUUAUUCUCUCUCCAAUUAAUCCAUGUAUGCCCGGUUUAGAUUUUGGUGUGAUUCGCCAAACAUUUUUGAUUAGUUCCAUCGAUCAAUCAGAGAAUGUCUGGAGCAGUUGGCGGAGGGGCGUCAUCUUGCAUUGGUGCUGCAGCCGCAAGUUGUAGCUCUGCUGGUAUCUCUGGCUCGGUUGGCGGAUGUGUGGGCAUAGCAGGGAGGCUACCACCUCGGGUGUUGGAACAUAUAUUCUCAUAUCUGGAUUUGUCGGACUUAAUGCGAUGCUCUUUAGUUUGCUGGCACUGGAGCAGCGUCCUAGCAGAUGAAAACAGUGAGGUGUGGCGGAGCCUUUGCGCCCGUGCCCUCAGCGAGGAGGCUCUACGCUCUGACAUUCUCUGCAACAUACCUACGUAUAAGGGCAAGUUGAAAUCCCUGCAGCACGCACUGAGCUCCCACGACUGCUCCAGGAAUGUGUACGUCAAGAAGAACGGCUUCACCCUGCACCGCAACCCCAUCGCCCAGAGCACGGACGGCGCCCGCGGCAAGAUCGGCUUCACCGAGGGCCGCCACGCCUGGGAGAUCUGGUGGGAAGGGCCCCUGGGCACGGUGGCCGUCAUAGGCCUCGCCACCAAGCGAGCCUCCAUGCAGUGCCAGGGCUACGUGGCGCUCCUGGGCAGUGACGACCAGAGCUGGGGCUGGAACUUGGUGGACAACAACCUGCUCCACAACGGGGAGGUCAACGGCAACUUCCCCCAGUGCAACAACGCACCCAAGUAUCAGAUUGGAGAAAGAAUACGGGUGAUCUUGGACAUGGAAGACAGGACUUUGUCGUUCGAGAGAGGCUUUGAGUUCCUGGGCGUAGCCUUCAGGGGGCUCCCUAAAACCUGCUUGUUCCCAGCCGUGUCUGCUGUGUACGGCAACACCGAAGUGACUAUGGUGUACCUGGGGAAGCCUCUGGAUGGGUAACCAUGAUGGCUGCCAAACAGGAAGAGGAUCCUAUAGGAUGUGGCCAAUGAGGUGUGCCAAUGGCAGAAUGGGUGGAGCUUUGUUGGCGGACUCUAGAACAUUCCACAAGAGGGGAGAGAGAGAUUGGAGCUCUCCUGGACAUUCAGGUGGGGGAGUGGAGUGGAGAGGAGUGGUGUGGCGUGGAAGAGGUUAAAUGCUGGCUUUUCUGAACAACCUACAAAAAAAGAAACGUUUUGUCUGUGGACUUACCAAAAUUUAGCUGCUCAGACUUUUUGUCUUAUUUGCCUGGUAUGGGAUGGAUUCGUGUACUUUUUUCCCUAGAAAUGUACGUAACUUCUGAUGUAACACCAUGGAUGGGAAAUGGUUGGGUGUUGGUUUUACUGUAUGUUGGUCAAGACAAAAAAAAGCCAAAUCUGAUUGGUUUACAUGGCAACUUUAUUCACAAUGCAAUGCACUGCAACUUAGUCAAAGAGGUGUCACAGUCGGUGGUGGCUACAGAGAAUGUGAAACAAACAAGGUGGUUUAUUAUCAUAGCACAAACUGAAAAUGUUGGGUAACAUUAUGCCAAAAUUACAUUUUGUCAACCUGUUCACAGAUCACAAAACACAAACGAUACAUGUGUCAAUUUGGGGUGCGUUUCUCGAAAGUGUAGUUGUUAGGUAGUUAGCAACUUGGGUAGUUGCCAAUGGGAAAUCACACUGUAAACAACAAAGUAGCUAGCAUAGUUAGCGACUAUGGUUUCGAGAAAUGCACCCCUGGAUUGGUGGUACAACCACAGCAGCGAGAGAGGGCAGCCAAUGCAUGCAGUUAUAACCUCUUAAAAAACUGUUGAUUCUUGUGUAAAAGGAGGAAGCAUGGGAUGGAUGGAAGAUGGAGAUAUACCAUGAUGGGUUGUGUACUGUACUCUAUGUCACUGUGCAUCUCCGUGGCGGUCUACAAGUAUAUCAUGAUAUUUAUUUAUUAGAUUUUAUCCUUGAUAUCAAGUGAGGCCCAAUUAUCCUUGGAAUAAAGUCUAAUGGUGCCAGUCCUAAAGAAA